Messenger RNA from Bactrocera tryoni, 504 nucleotides. RefSeq lists its product as uncharacterized. Gene Ontology annotation, biological process: DNA integration. NCBI's taxonomy places the organism in Eukaryota, Metazoa, Arthropoda, Insecta, Diptera, Tephritidae. Bases 1 to 504 code for a protein of 167 amino acids. Gene Ontology annotation, molecular function: nucleic acid binding. The record is from RefSeq and is a predicted model, not a curated record. The transcript has 2 exons.
AUGUUCAGCGACAACGCAACCAACUUCGUCGGCGCCAAUCGCAAGCUGCGCGAGCUGAAAGAGGCGUUUCUGGCCCAGGCAACGGAGCUGAAGGGAUUCGCCGCAGACGAAGGGUUCAGCUUCACCUUUAUACCACCGCGGGCACCGCACUUCGGCGGAUUAUGGGAGGCCGCGGUGAAGUCCGCCAAACAUCUUAUCGUUCGCGCAAUCGGCAACGUGCUCCUCACGGUAGAGGAGCUAUCAACACUGCUGGCCGAAGUGGAAGCAAUCCUCAAUUCUCGGCCCCUAACACCUCUGAACCAGGACCCCAACGACGGCGAAGCGUUAACUCCGGCGCAUCUCUUAAUAGGGUGCUCCCUGCGAUCACUCCCACUAGCACAGGAGCGCACCAAAUGGUUACACCCGAAACGGAAUCUGCAGCCCGGCGAUCUCGUCCUCGUACACGAAGACAACACACCACCGCAGCAGAAGGGCAAGACGGCAAGGUGCGAGUCGCAGGCAUAA